ACUAAUAUUGUCGAUGAAUUGUCAAUUCACUCUAAAAAACAGAGUGGAAAAGCAUCUUGUUUCACAGGUAUUCCUUCCUCAUCCUGAAACAAGCCAGCAAGCAAAGCAUAUCCUAAAUUUACAUCACAAAACCCUAAUUUCAGAUCUAAAUCCCCUUACAAUUUCUGCUUGCAGUUCCACCCACAACCUCCUCACACCGGUUUGCGAAAUAAUAGGAUUCAAAGAAAGAAAUAGUCAUUAUUACGGUUGAUUUAUCCUGGGCCAAAAAUUGGAGGAAAGACGAGAUGAUGAAUAGCGUCUAACUAGUACAUAUGAUGGCCAGCGCAGAGGAUCAAAACAAAUCUGAAUGGAUAGAUAGAAUAAGAUCUGAAGGAGCCAUUCCAUUUCUUGAUCCCGGUAAGUGUUCAAAUGGUUGGACUUCACCACCUGGAGAUGCAUUCAUGGUUAGAGGUCCUGAGUAUUUUACCACAAAAGUUAAGAUUCCAGCGAGCGGUUAUCUGCUCAAACCUCUUGGAUUUGAUUGGAUAACAAGUUCAACAAAAAUUAGUGAGAUUUUAAAGCAUCCAAAUAGCAGAGUUAGGAAGGUGAUUGAGAAAGAGUUUCCCGAUGGUGAUAGGCCUUUCGUGUGGGCAUUCAAUCUUCAACUUCCAACCAAAGAUAACUAUAGUGCUGUUGCAUAUUUCACAAACAAAGAGCCUGUUGUUGAGGGAUCACUAAUGGACAGGUUCUUGAAAGGUGAUGAUGCUUUUAGAAAUUCAAGACUCAAGUUGAUUGCCAAUAUUGUUAAUGGUCCUUGGAUUGUGAGAAAAGCAGUUGGGGAGCAAGCAAUUUGCAUAAUUGGGCGUGCACUUUCGUGUAAAUACAGCGUGACAGAGAAUUUCAUGGAAGUAGAUAUUGAUAUUGGAUCUUCUAUGGUUGCAUCUGCAAUAGUUCAUUUAGCAUUUGGUUAUGUGACAACUUUGACGGUUGAUCUGGCUUUUCUUAUAGAGGGGCAAACUGAAUCAGAGCUUCCAGAAAAACUCUUGGGUGCAUUCAGAUUUUCGAACCUUGAUCCUGCUUCUGCUAGAACAAUUGAGCCAUCAUCUGUUUCCAGCACUGCUAGUUUACAAAAAUCUUUGCCCACGAGAUUGUGGUAUUCAAUUGGGCACAUUCUUCAUUCGGGUUCUCAAGAAGACGGUUCUUCGACCUCACAAAAGUCUAAUUAAAAUUGUGGAUCGAGAAGUUGUAAAGUAUUUUGGGUCCAAUCGUACAUGUGCAGUGUUUCCAACUCAAAUUUCAAACAAAAGUCAUAUUUGCAUACUUAAGUUUGAAUCCAUUUCAACUGAGUGUGAUAUGAAGGUAAAAAUUUAGUUUGCAAAUGUUCCUGAGUGAAAAUCAAACCAGAGCUAUAUUCAUGUUUUGCUUGGCAAACAUAAGUUGAACAGUUUCUGAUGGCAAACCAAACACUCAUGAUAGUGGAAAGAAAAUGAACCUAUUCGAAAUUCGGUUCCAUUAGUAGCUUGCUUGUAUUUUAGCAUAUUUAUUAUGAUAUUUAGCUGUAGGCUUGUAAACACAAUUACUAGAAUUCUGUCUUUCAUACAAUCUCAUCUUGAUUGCAGCAUUUUAUCUUUC
This is a messenger RNA of Vicia villosa (hairy vetch), 1611 nucleotides long. RefSeq names its product protein ENHANCED DISEASE RESISTANCE 2-like. The transcript has 3 exons. NCBI's taxonomy places the organism in Eukaryota, Viridiplantae, Streptophyta, Magnoliopsida, Fabales, Fabaceae. The record is from RefSeq and is a predicted model, not a curated record. Bases 312 to 1205 code for a protein of 297 amino acids.